Molecule: messenger RNA, 3063 nt
Organism: Aspergillus puulaauensis
Lineage: Eukaryota; Fungi; Ascomycota; Eurotiomycetes; Eurotiales; Aspergillaceae
Gene: spt5
Product: transcription elongation factor spt5
Exons: 5
Coding region: 1-3063 (1020 amino acids)
Biological process (GO): transcription elongation-coupled chromatin remodeling; transcription elongation by RNA polymerase II; regulation of transcription by RNA polymerase II
Cellular component (GO): DSIF complex
Molecular function (GO): mRNA binding; protein binding
Source: RefSeq, a predicted model, not a curated record
AUGUCUCGGAACGUGAUGGGACAGGAAUUCGGCUCUGACGAGGAAGAUGAUGACUUCAACCCCGCGCCCGCACAGGAAUCAGAUAAUGAAGACGUAGAUCGCGGCCAGACCCGGAAACGUGACCGUGAGGACGACGCUCAAGAUGGAGGCGAUGACCAGGAUAGGGAGAACGAGGGCGGUGGAGACGACGAUGAGCCUCAGGAAGGAGGGGAGAGCGAAGAGGAAGAGGAAGAAGACGAGGAAGAGGAUGCUGUCACGCGUGGACCGAAGCGAAGAAGAGGCCCUGGACUCCAUAACUUCAUUGAUGUUGAGGCGGGUGUAGACGAAGAUGAGGACGAGGCUGAAGAUGAAGAGGACGAUAUGGAAUUUGGUGAAAAUGUCCACCCGGAUGAUGAAGUUGCUGUCGGAGCUGAGAUGGACGACCGUCGACACCGUGAACUUGACCGUCAGCGUGAAGUGGAGGCCAGCAUGGAUGCUGAGAAACAGGCACAAUUGCUCAAGGAACGUUAUGGGCGGAAUCGCGCAGCUGCCACGGACGCCGUCAUUGUCCCAAAACGUCUUUUACUUCCCAGUGUCGAUGACCCUAGUAUCUGGGGUGUUCGGUGCAAGGCCGGCAAGGAACGUGAAGUUGUCUUUGCUAUUCAAAGACGUAUCGAAGAACGACCGCCUAGUUCACGGAACCCGAUUAAGCUCAUCUCUGCGUUUGAGCGUGGGGGCGCAAUGAGUGGCUACAUUUACGUCGAAGCGCGGAGACAGGCAGAUGUCAUGGAUGCCUUACAAGAUAUGUCGAAUGUUUAUCCAAGGACCAAAAUGAUUUUGGUUCCUGUGAGGGAGAUGCCGGAUCUACUUAGGGUGCAGAAGUCCGAAGAACUCAACCCCGGAGGCUGGGUUCGAAUAAAGCGUGGCAAAUACAUAGGUGAUCUCGCUCAGAUCGAGGAGGUAGAGACGAACGGUUUGGCUGUGACCGUUCGUUUGGUUCCCCGACUGGACUACGGUUUAAACGAGGACUCCGGUGCUCCUAUCGUUGACCCUAAGAGAAAGCGAGCUGGCGCAAAUGCCGCUGUUGCACGCCCUCCACAGCGGUUGUUUAGUGAGGCCGAAGCCAAGAAGAAGCACAGCAAGUACCUCUCCGCUACGGCUGGUUUAGGUUCGAAGUCAUGGAACUACCUUGGCGAAACUUACAUCGAUGGUUUCUUGAUCAAGGACAUGAAGGUCCAGCAUUUAAUCACGAAGAACGUCAACCCCCGGCUCGAGGAAGUUACCAUGUUUGCCCGCGAUUCUGAAAACGGCACCUCGAAUCUUGACCUCGCGUCUCUUGCAGAAACCCUCAAGAAUUCUACGGCAGAGGAAUCAUAUAUUCCUGGAGACCCCGUGGAGGUGUUCAAGGGUGAACAGCAAGGUCUUAUCGGCCGCACUAGCUCCACUCGUGGAGAUAUUGUGACUAUCCUGGUAACGGAAGGCGAACUGGCAGGCCAAACUAUCGAAGCCCCUGUCAAGACACUCCGUAAGCGCUUUAGGGAAGGUGACCACGUCAAGGUUAUUGGCGGAAGCAGAUACCAGGAUGAGUUGGGCAUGGUUGUGCAAGUGAGGGACGACACAGUCACCCUUCUCAGCGAUAUGAGUAUGCAGGAGAUUACUGUCUUUAGCAAAGACCUCCGUUUGUCCGCAGAAACUGGCGUGGAUGGGAAAUUGGGCAUGUUCGAUGUUCAUGAUCUCGUACAGCUAGAUGCUGCUACUGUCGCUUGCAUUGUCAAGGUUGAUCGCGAAUCAUUACGAGUCCUGGAUCAGAACGGUUCUAUCCGCACUAUCCUCCCUACGCAAGUCACCAACAAGGUCACCCCGCGCCGAGACGCUGUGGCUACAGACAGGAACGGGGCUGAAAUCCGACAUGGCGACACCGUUAGAGAAGUAUACGGCGAGCAGAGAAACGGUGUAAUCCUUCAUAUCCAUCGCUCAUUCCUGUUCCUGCACAAUAAAGCCCAGGCUGAAAACUCGGGUAUCGUCGUUGUGCGCACUACCAAUGUUGUUACAGUGUCUGCGAAAGGAGGCAGGUCUACAGGUCCGGAUCUCUCCAAGAUGAACCCGGCUCUGAUGGGGAAUGGUGCUCCAGGUAAUAUGAUGGGACCUCCCCCAUCAAAGAACUUUGGACGGGACCGACUUCUCGGAAAAACAGUCUUGGUUAGGAAGGGGGCUCUCAAGGGUCUGAUGGGUAUUGUUAAAGACACGACCGAUGUCCAGGCUCGCGUAGAGCUUCACUCAAAGAACAAGCUUGUGACGAUCCCUAAGGAGCUCCUUGUUGUCAAGGAUCCCGUUACUGGCCAAACCAUUGACAUUUCCCGCGGCAGAGGGGCGCCACGGGUUCCUCAAGGUGGUUCAGCUGCACCACCAUCCGGCUGGCAUGGCGGUCGUACUCCUAUGGCCGCCGCCGAUUCUUCAAGAACACCGGCCUGGGGUGGUGCUACUUCCUCCAGAACACCUGCUUGGGGCGGUGGCCUUGGCUCUCGCACACCUGCAUGGAAGGCCGACGGAUCACGAACUUCUAAUCCAUAUGACGGCAGUCGCACAGCUUACGGAGGCGGAGGUGCAGGAUCACGCACACCGGCCUGGAAUGCAGGAGCACGAACACCUUAUGGUGGCUCCGGCUCCGGCUCAGGUUCCAGCGAUUUCGAUGCCUUUGCAGCUGGGUCCCGAACUCCCGCCUGGGGUGGCGCCGUCUCUGGCGCCGCCUCUGGCAGCCGUACUCCAGCUUGGUCGGCAAGCGGCUCAACCAGUAACAAGACAUACGACGCCCCGACACCGGGUGCGACCUACUCAGCUCCCACCCCGGGCGCGUACGGUGGUGCACCCACACCCGGUCUCUCAGCACCUACACCCGGAGCCUGGGCUGACAGCGCACCGACGCCGGGUGCCUACAAUGCGCCGACUCCGGCUGACUUUGGCGAUCGUCCAUACGAUGCACCGACGCCAGCGAUGGGUGGGGCUGCCGCUACACCGGGCGCCGGCCCGUACGGCGAUGCAGACGAUGGCGGUCCCCGGUACGAAGAAGGAACGCCCAGCCCUUGA